Messenger RNA from Didymella exigua CBS 183.55, 863 nucleotides. RefSeq lists its product as uncharacterized. Bases 91 to 588 code for a protein of 165 amino acids. Gene Ontology annotation, cellular component: mitochondrion. The record is from RefSeq and is a predicted model, not a curated record. The transcript has 2 exons. Gene Ontology annotation, biological process: autophagy of mitochondrion. Lineage: Eukaryota; Fungi; Ascomycota; Dothideomycetes; Pleosporales; Didymellaceae.
CUGAAGUGCAGCUGCAGCUACCACCUCACCGCCCGCACUGUCACUCCCCUCGACACAACCACGCACGCAACCAAAGAGCACUCGAGAACCAUGGCAGCACCAACGAUUUCCGUCUGCAAGUUUGUAGGCACUGUCAGCCUGGGUCUCCUUACUGGCGUCUCCGCGACACUCUCCACUAUUACCCUGCCUUCUCUUCUUGCGCUACCCACCGCCGUUGACGCUCGCACAACAUCAGCCUACGUCGCGUACAAGUCACAAAACAUCACCUCCUACCUUCGUCACAUCACUACGUUCUCGUUGUUCUCCGCCUAUCUGCUAUCGCCUCGUCGAUUCCGUCACCCGUAUCUCCUCUACACGUCAAUCUUCGCAUUCGCCUCCGGACCGGCUGUCGAUUACUUUGUGUCUUUCCGCAGCGACACCGACGAACGGAGAGCAGCUUUAGACUUGGAAGCACAGGGCGACGAUGUCAAUGGCGAACAGGUUAGGCAGGCGGUCGAGAGGAGGAGGCUGACUGAGAGCACUAAGGCGGUUCUCACUGGGGCGGCCUUUGCUAUGCAAGUCAUCGGCAUUUGGGGUGACGGUGCAUAGGCGCGGAACAUUAUUCAAGCCCUACGCGUACGGUUCAAGGGCUCGUAUGAGCUCGGCGCCGGCUUUGCGGACUGACGAAGGAACGGUAUAUACCUAUGAACACGAUCUUAGCGGACUCAUUACUCCUUUUGUAGCUACUUGGUAUCUCAUCUUAGCGAUUGAGCGUCGAUCAAUUAUCCCACAAUAUAUGAGGGUUCCACUGAGGUUUUGAUUAUCCGGGAUGGCCGUCCUCACUAGCCAACAUGAAGCUUUGGCUCCCCCCCCCCCUAAGCGGC